Molecule: messenger RNA, 293 nt
Organism: Gaeumannomyces tritici R3-111a-1
Lineage: Eukaryota; Fungi; Ascomycota; Sordariomycetes; Magnaporthales; Magnaporthaceae
Exons: 2
Coding region: 1-225 (74 amino acids)
Source: RefSeq, a predicted model, not a curated record
AUGUGCCGUGCUGUUGUUGGGCCCCAAGGGGCUGAUGGGGGCCCAAGGGGUCCUUUGAUCGGGUCGACCGGCAUAAUGCUCUCGGGGAAGAAGAAGAAGAAGGAGAAGAAGGAGAAGAAGGAGAAGAAGGAGAAGAAGGAGAAGAAGGAGAAGAAGGAGAAGAAGGAGAAGAAGGAGAAGAAGAAGAAGAAGAAGAAGAAGCACGCACCACGGCACUCAACAUAACCUGCAGACGCAUGGUUUUCCCCCUUGUUGCGACAUACGACACGGCAGCGCAUGCGGUGAUGCUUGAG